Messenger RNA from Pelobates cultripes (western spadefoot toad), 1544 nucleotides. NCBI's taxonomy places the organism in Eukaryota, Metazoa, Chordata, Amphibia, Anura, Pelobatidae. The record is from the annotation of a GenBank genome assembly.
AUGCCUCGCUCAUUCCUGGUGGAUUCCCUCAUACUAAGGGAGUCCAAUGACAAGAAGGACGAUACCAGCCCACCCAUCUUCCCCUAUGCAAUGCACCCCUCUCACCCCCUGCAUGGGCUACCUGCCUCCUGUCACUCCAGAAAAGGGGGUCUCCUGUGUGUGUGCCCCAUGUGUGUUACCUCCCAGCUGCAUCCAGGACCCCCAGGGAUACCACUCCUCAAGGCCUCCUUCUCCUCCUUCAGCUCCCAGUAUUGUCCCCCAGGCCUGGGCAGACAGCACUCAGCAACCUCUGGGAUCAACCUGAGCCAUGCUCCAACCAUCUACCAGGCCACCUACCCCAUGGCAGACCCCAGGCAGUUCCACUGCAUCUCUGUCGGUGAGUAUCUCUCAGUAAAUUCCAAUCACAAACAUGUUCAAACUAAUGACAACUAGCAGCCACGCUGCGGAGAUUAAAGGGUUAUAAUAAUGUUUAAUUCUGAAUAAAUCUAAUUCCCAUUUACUUAGCUCUAACAGAAAAAUAACGUCUCUUCCUCAUUGGAAUAAACAUAUGGGCGCACACAGUCAGUUCAAUAUUUUCCUCUUAAUAUAAACACUUGGAAUUAUUUUUUUUUUGUAAAAUAGACCAGAGAUUAAUUUGCUAUUAGAACAGAAUCUCGAAUAUUUAGUAAACAAUUAACCCUUAAUUAGAAGGUAUAGCACAGCUUUCUAGACGUUUUGAGCAUGUUACACUUUACAAUGAAGUUAUAAUUUAUUAAUCCUUUAAUAUAACCCUGUAUUGCAUUUUAUGAGAUUAAAAUGAGAUAAAUCGUAUUCCAGUAGUAUAUCUCUGUAUAGUUCUGGAUAAAUAAUCCAAGUGUGCGGUAAUUAUUAUUAUUGAAACCAAUGUAAUGUGUCUCUUCUUUGCUCCACGUGUAACAAUUCUCUCCAGUCCAUUCCAGCUUCCAUAUCCCUGCCUGCCAUUGUAGCACAAUCUUAGUACAAAACGUAUAAAUAAAUACUUAUAACACCAGUCAAAUGAAUUAAUCCAAGUUGGACAUUUUGUCCCAGUUUACCUUAUAAAUAUGGACUGUGUUGAGAAAGGUACGAAUGGUCUACUUCUGGAGCUAAAUGUUGCAAUCUCGCUUUUGAUACAUAUGACGCAAUCUGUGUAGCGGUAUUAAUCUAACCUCUAUGUUCCAUCUUUCCUUGCAGACACAUCAAGCAGUCAGUUGCCCAGCAGUAAAAGGAUGCGCACAGCCUUCACCAGUACCCAGCUCCUGGAGCUGGAGAGGGAAUUUGCCUCCAAUAUGUACUUGUCCAGACUGAGGCGCAUAGAGAUUGCCACUUACCUCAACCUCUCUGAAAAGCAGGUCAAAAUCUGGUUCCAGAACAGAAGGGUUAAGCACAAGAAAGAAGGGAAGAGCAGCUCCCACAGAGGGAGUCCCCACAACUGCAAAUGUUCAUCAUUGUCUACAAAGUGUUUGGAAGAAGAAGAUGACUUACCUAUGUCACCCUCUCCAUCCUUAUCAGAAAAAGAAGACAGAGACCUGUCACCAAGUCCUUAA